UUUCUUUUUUAAAGACUCCGGUCCAAAGACGACAACUUCUGUCUUGUCUGAAUUUAGAAGCAAAAAAUUUAAAGUCAUCCAAGUUUUUAUAUCUUCAAGACAUGCUGGUGUUUCCCCCAUCAUGCCUGACAACCUGCACUAAACAACUGGACUCGUUCUUAUACAACGUAAAACCCUGGCCUUGUCAGCAAGAUCUGGUUCAUUGUGUAAAGGACAUAAAGAUGGUGAAAGUUCUUUUAUCCAAACAUGCAUAUUAAACAAAUAGAGAGGAACAUUAAUGUGUGUUCUCUUUGUGUUUCUCUUUAUUUUGAACCCAGUCCCUGGAACCUCUGAAAUUCUCUAGAAAAGUGGGAGUGUGGAAACCAGUUUAGGAUUGCUACAAGAAACUGUAGUUGUUGGUCAAACCUGCUUCUAGUUGCGUAAAUGUUUCAUAGAAUACGUUUUCAGUUGUGAUUUGGGGGCGUUCUUUGGUAUUUCUGCUGCAGUGUUUAUCUAGAUCUAGAUUAUCAACCUGUUUCGAACAGUUCCCUCCCACAAGAACUCAGUGGAUAAAAAGGCUAACCUAAAGCCUGGUCUCAUAUCAGCAAGAGCAGAUCUUUACAAGAUCAUCUUGGUCAGGUUGACACAGUUGUUUUGCCCUCAGGAUUCAUCUGGUCUCUAAGAAAAGAUGGAGGUGGCAUACAAAGUAACCGUGCACACAGGAGAUGCUGUUCAUUGCAGCACUUUCCAGAAUGUCUUCAUCACUAUCGUGGGCACAGAUGGUCGGAGUAAAGACACAAAGCUCCACAGCCUUUCUCCAUUCUCCCACAAAGGAAAAGGUUUAACCUUUGAGGUGAAAUGCACCAAGCCCCUUGGUGGACUUUUAGUGAUCAUCCUUAGGAAAGAGCACCAUGACUGGCUCCCAAACCACCCAUGGUUUGCUGCUAAGUUGGAAGUGAAAUCUCCAAUUGGAGACAUCUUCCAGUUUCCGAUCUACAAAUGGAUCACUGACUGCAAGCAGCACUAUUUCAAGGAAGGAUCAGCUGUGAUUCCCACUCAAGAUCAACAUCCCAUUAUCAGGACAUGUUGUACGAACGAUAUUGAGGAGCAACAGGGACUGUACUGCUGGACUCAGGAUGAAGAAGGAUUACCGCUCCACAUGAAUGCAGGGACCGUUAGUUCAUUGCCUCUUGAUGCACGUUUCUACAUCACCAAGGACAUAGAGAUGAUCUACACUGCAGCUAAAGCAAUUGCAGAGCUGAAACUGAAAGAGUGGCUUGAGUGGAAGGAUAAGUGGACUAAUAUUGAAGAGAUUCAAUAUUUGUACAGCUGCCAUCGCACUGAAAUCUCAGAUUAUGUCCAUGACCACUGGAAGGAGGACUCGUUCUUUGGCUACCAGUUUCUGAAUGGAGUCAACCCGAUGGUGAUCCAGCGCUGUCAAUCUCUGCCUGCAAACUUUCCUGUCACUGAUAGGAUGGUCUUUAAGGACGGUAAACAGUGUCUGGAAGAUGAGAUGAAGAAUGGCAACAUCUUCCUGUGUGACUACAAGAUUCUGGAUGGAGUGAAAGCAAACAUCAUAAAAGGGAAGCAGCAGUACCUGGUGGCUCCUCUUGUUCUGCUCCACAGAACUCCUGAUGACAAACUGAUGCCGAUUGCAAUACAGCUGAAGCAGACUCCAGCAGAGGACAACCCCAUCUUCCUCCCCACUGACUCGGAGUGGGACUGGAUGUUGGCAAAAACUUUUGUGAGGAAUGCAGAUUUUAACCUGCAUGAACUCAAUGCUCACCUGCUGCGCACCCACCUGCUGGCUGAAGUGUUCACAGUGGCUCUGCUGCGCAACCUUCCCAUGAUGCACCCUCUCUACAAGCUUCUCGUGCCUCACACUCGCUACACUCUGAUGAUCAACUUGUUGGCACGAAAACUUCUCAUCUCUGAGGAUGGCAUUUUCACCAAGUUUGCAUCUUCUGGUGGAGAAGGUAUGUUCACCAUCCUGCGGAGGGCGCUCUCCUCUAUAACAUACAGUUCUCUCUGCUUACCAGAUGACAUCUCUGACCGUGGGCUCAAAGACAUGCCCAACUUCUUCUACAGAGAUGAUGGACUGGAGCUGUGGAACAUCAUCUACAGCUUUGUGCAGGGAACCCUCAGCUACUACUACAAGAACGAUGAGAUGGUCAAGGAGGACAACUUUCUGCAGGCAUGGAUCUGUGAAAUAUUUGAAUUUGGAUUUCUUUGUGAGGAAAGCACAGGUAUUCCAACAGAACUGAACACUGUGGAUGAGCUGCUGAAGUUUGUCACCAUGGUGAUCUUCACCUGCUCAGCACAACACUCAGCUGUGAACACUGGACAGUACGACUUCAUCGGCUGGAUGCCCAACACCCCGGUCUCCCUGGAACGUCCACCACCAUCCAGAAAGGGAGAAGCCACGGAGGCCACCCUGUUGGACACAUUUCCUAAAGUUGACACUACAGUGAAUGGGAUGGCAGCAGUUUGGCUACUCAGCAAGCAGUCCUCCGACUCUGAGGAUCUCGGAAACUACCCAGAGCAGCGCUUCACUGACGAUGUUCCCCUGCAGAAGAUAAAGACCUUCAAAGAGCAACUUAAUAAGCUGAGUCUGAAAAUCAACGAGAGAAACAAACAUCUUGAGCUGCCAUACCCAUACCUGGACCCGAAGGUGGUGGAAAACAGCGUGAGCGUUUAAGGCUCGGUUCCUUCCAGGGUUGCGGCUAAAGUCAGCCUGAAUAGCAGAGCAUGGUUCAGUUUAGGGUGUGGUUCUGAUCUGGUAGAGGACACUGCUGGGUGCUGGUCUUGUAUUCUAGGAAACAUCAAUGUUUUUGUUUGUAAUAAAAUCAUCUUGUUUCUGAAUGUGUGUGGGAAACCUCAGAAUGAGCAGAAAUGGAAAGUGGUAUCUUUGAAGUUGAACUUUUGAUACCUGUUUUUGAUUCUGAUUUAGGGCAAGGGUUGUAGUUUUUAGUCUUGUACCUUUUUGUUUUUUAGAGAUUUUUAAACCUGCAUGUUUGCAUUUUCCUAAUGGCUUUUGGACAAUAAAAGAUAUUUCUAAUA
Messenger RNA from Girardinichthys multiradiatus, 3039 nucleotides. Its product is annotated as polyunsaturated fatty acid lipoxygenase ALOX15B-like. Gene Ontology annotation, biological process: linoleic acid metabolic process; lipid oxidation. Lineage: Eukaryota; Metazoa; Chordata; Actinopteri; Cyprinodontiformes; Goodeidae. The record is from RefSeq and is a predicted model, not a curated record. The transcript is spliced from 15 exons. Bases 668 to 2677 code for a protein of 669 amino acids. Gene Ontology annotation, molecular function: iron ion binding; protein binding; oxidoreductase activity, acting on single donors with incorporation of molecular oxygen, incorporation of two atoms of oxygen.